AUGGACAUGGCUUGCCUGAACCUCCUCUGCAUUAUCUUCACCACUUUCUACUCCACUGUUCUUGCCACCAAUGCUUCCAUUCGUAUAUACCCUUUCACUUGCUCUGCAUCUCAUCACAUCCGGAGCUGCAAUUCGGAGCUGUAUCACAUUUCUACAGGCUAUAAAAUUGAAGAAAUAGCCUCUUUUUACUCGGUAAAUGUAUCCAAGGUCAAGCCUGUGGCACGCAGUCAGACUCAAAAGGACUAUCUUGUGUCUGUCCCUUGCAGUUGUAAGGACAUUGAUGGCACCCAAAUGUACGUGUAUGAUACCAACCAUCAGGUUCAGCCAGGGGACACAUUUGAGAGUGUUUCAGGCGAGUUUUACAGCAGGCAAGCUUUGAAGGUGGAAGGCAAUAUGAGCACUAUACACCUUGUUUGUGGGUGUGUGAAGAAAAAGUCUCAGGUGGUUGUGACAUACACAGUACAAGAGCACGACACCUUGUCAGGAAUUGGAUACCUUCUUGGGGCAUAUCAGACUGAAAUUGAGAAGUAUAACAUAAACUUUACUGCAGAUCCAAGCUUUGUAGAUGUAGGUUGGGUUUUGUAUGUGCCAAAGGAGAAGAAUGGAAUUCGAGCUAAUAAGAAAGGAAGAAGACUCAAAGUGGCUAUACUCGUAGGUGUAUUGUCAUCUGUUUGUUUUGUUUCGGUGGCCGCCUUCAUUGUGUUCCUUAUCAUGAGAAAUAGGAGUUGUAGGAACCUUGAGGAUGAUGUGCACCUUGUGAACUCAAGAGUGAAGAAACGUUCAUCACUGAAGGAGCAGUUUUUUAAGAAGGAAAUGGAAGAAACUUUUGACAAUGAGAGACCAGUUAUAUAUACAAUGGAGCAAAUCAAAGAGGCUACAAAUAACUUCGAUGAUACCAGAAAGAUUGGGGAGGGUGGCUACGGUUGUGUUUACUUCGCCAUUUUAGGAGAAGCAGAAGUUGCUAUUAAAAAUAUGAGAUCUACCAGAACAAAAGAAUUUUUCGCGGAGCUCAAGGUGUUAUGCAGGAUACAUCAUAACAAUGUGGUGGAGCUGCUGGGGUAUGCUAGUGGAAGUGAACAUCUUUGUUUGGUCUAUGAGUUUGUUCACAAUGGAUCUCUCAAUGAUCAUCUUCAUGAUCCAUUGUUAAAAGGUCGGCAACCUCUUUCAUGGACUGCAAGAGCACAAAUAGCAUUGGAUACUGCCAGAGGGAUUGAGUACAUUCAUGAUCACACGAAGACGCGCUAUGUCCACCGUGAUAUAAAAACCAGUAAUAUUCUACUUGAUGAAGGACUCAGAGCCAAGGUAGCAGAUUUUGGGCUAGCAAGGUUAGUGGAACGGUCUAAUGAAGAAGAUAUUGUUGCAACUCGUGUAGUUGGAACACCCGGUUACAUUCCUCCCGAAUCGGUGCGUGAGCUACAAAUGACAUCGAAAAGUGAUGUAUAUGCAUUUGGAGUUGUUUUAGGAGAGCUAAUAACUGGUCAGCGUGCCAUUAUUCGUGACAACCGAGAGCCAAAAAGGAUGAGAUCACUUGUCUCAAUCUUAUAUGAAGUAUUCAAAGAUGAUGAUCCAGAGAUUGCUUUGAAAGAUAAAAUAGAUGGUAAUUUGAAUGGAAGCUACCCCAUGGAAGAAGUCUACAAGAUGGGAGAGAUAGCAAGGUGGUGUUCAAGUGAAGAUCCAGUAAACCGGCCAGAGAUGCGAGACAUUGUACAAUCACUCUCUCAUAUCUUAAUGUCCUCAGUAGAAUGGGAAGCAUCACUUGGAGGGAAGAGUGAGGUCUUCAGUGGGUUAUUUAGCGGAAGAUAA
Fragaria vesca subsp. vesca is the source of this 1803-nucleotide messenger RNA. RefSeq names its product lysM domain receptor-like kinase 3-like. Gene Ontology annotation, biological process: innate immune response; protein phosphorylation. The record is from RefSeq and is a predicted model, not a curated record. Bases 1 to 1803 code for a protein of 600 amino acids. The transcript has 9 exons. Lineage: Eukaryota; Viridiplantae; Streptophyta; Magnoliopsida; Rosales; Rosaceae. Gene Ontology annotation, molecular function: transmembrane receptor protein kinase activity; ATP binding.